GUGUGAAAACACAACAUGUAAAACAAGACAAAACAGAAGAUAGCAUGCAAUGCGCGGGCAAAUUUUGCUUCAUGUUGUUUCAUGAUAAAUGUUGUAUCAGUUAAUUUGUCCCGAAGCCGACUUCGAGAUAUUUGAUUUGUUUGUCCGGGUUAACACAUUUUUUUUUAAUUUUCACCUAUUAUCACCGCGACUUUUCUUCAAAAUGCCACCUAAUCUAAAUGUAGCGACUGCGAUAAUCCGACUUGGUCAACAGAAAAAGAACGAUGAGCUUAAGGAGAUCCUGGAAAAGAUUCCCACCAAAGAACUUACAAACUUAAUCACUGCUAACAUUAACACAUCUGACGGGUUUACACUGUGGCACUUUGUUCUCAUCGGUUUGACUUACUCCAGUAAGUCGAGUGAGAAACGAUUCCAGGUUACGAUGGCAGUGUUACAGUAUCUGAAUCAGAACGAGAUGAGCACGAAAGCUGUUUUCGACAUUAUAUCCCGAUUAGUUCUGGAUUUACCCAAAUACAGCCCAGAGCAACUUGUUGAAAUCAUGGAGUAUUGUGUGGAGUCUAUCCGAGCAGGAGAUCCCAAAUGUAUGGGUUGGAAGGAUCUCCUUCCCGAUGUGCUCAGGUUGUUGAGUGAACAGGUUGGACACUUUAGCGCCAAUGGGUUUGUUAUGAACGGUGUGGAGUACCGAAAAAAGGUGUUGGAUGAUUUGUUCAAGAUGAGGAUCCAUAAUGGGAUUCUGACGUCUUUCACGGGGAUGUUUCGGGAUGUGCAGUUGAGCAAAGACGAAGUAACGAAGCUUGUGAGAAAAGUUUGUGACGCGAUACGCAGCUUCCAGCCUUUGGAAAUACCUGCACUUUCGUUCCAGCUGUUUCAUGUUUGCUUGAAGUAUUCCAGUCUAUUGGUGCUUCCAAUUCACGCAUUACAACAGUACUUUCAUAAGCAUUACUUCAAAAAACUUUUGUCGAACGAUGGAUGCGAUAGUACAGAUUUCGAUAGCAUUGAACCUGUUUCUGAUAAGGAGAUUCGUGAAGCAGAGGAAACUAUACUUUACCACCUGUCCAACAUAACGGAAUUUCGUCUGGACGAAGCGCAAGUGGUGGCAAUGUUCAAACCAUUCCAAAAUAUGGCAGAAUUUCUUCUAACGCCAUUCGUGAUCAGUGCUAUGAUUGCCAUGAGCAGAAUAAAUCGCACACCGGACACUAUGAAGGUGGUGUCAUCCCAGGUGAUGACCUUCCUGGCCAAAACGGUGGCGGGAAACGAGAAUGAAAAACAGAGUUGCACACGUUCGGCAUGGUUCCGCGGAAGAAUCGAACCUGGUGGAGUACCCAAUUUGGACAGAAUCCUAGCGAUAUUGACAGAACAUAGCCAGGAAGGCAUGGAAGUGGUCACCCCAGGAGUAAUUCAUUUUGGUUUUGCAUUGCUGAUCGCAAAAAAGCAACCAAAAUUACACAUUAUCGCUAUAUCGUUUUUGCAAAAUUUUAUUAAGAAGAGAUUCAUUUUCGGGAGCGGCGUUGUUGGGAAAUUGAAACAAUAUUUGUUAGCUGAGCUCGAGGCCACCCAAUUUACAGAAUGUUUAAUAACGCUCAGCCUUACGAACGCACUGACACUAUCCGAGUGUGGUACUUCAAUAAAUUAUAUCCUGGAAUACUUGUUAUUGAUUGACGGAUACCAUGCGAUGCGAAUCAUGACUUUCCUUUUCCCGUUGAUAAGAAUUUCACACACAAUCCGGGAUUCUUUCAUAGAGGUACUCCGCAAGGCAAUGUAUCAUAGCGAAAUCAACACCAGAAUGAUGGGCGUAUUCGGGUUCUGUUCUCUACUGAAACAACUGAAAAAUAAUAACUCACGCCGAUCGGUUCUGGGCGGAUUCGCUGGAAAUCUUACACAGCUAUCGAUAUCAGGGAUGUCCCUCCUCUCUCAAUCCACGCUCGGUCGUGCGGAUAAUCCUGAUGUUCACUUUGAUAUGCUUACUUUGGAGAUUCUAGGGAUUCUUCGACGCUGUUUCACUCAAACUGUGGAGGUUCGGGACCUGCUCUACGAAAGUCUUGGACGAGCCGUCGAGUUCAACAAUAAACUACUCCCUCACGUUUUGCAGUUUAUCGAUUGGCAUUUCUGCAACUAUUUUAGCGAGUCGCUAGAGGGAGAGUUACAAAUUGACUUCGAGAAGUGUGUGCGUUACAAACAGGACGAUUCGGAGGAUAUGAACGAAGAUGACCGCCAGCAGCAAGUGGAUAUAUUUGACAAUGUGGGCAAGCUGAUGGUUUUUAUGGUGCACUGCGUAACACUCUGUGACCAAUUUGAUGUUCAGCACGACAAUGAUAACGUGAAAAGGAUACUCAAAGAUGUGGUUCAAAAUAUUGAGAACAUUUCGUUGGAUAGCCUUGGAAUUAUUGGAACCUUGGACCCUAAAACCUGUACAAUUGGUUGUCAUUAUCUGAACACAAUCGAAGCUGGAAUGUCCUACUGCAUCUGGAAUACCAAUUCCAGUAACAGCUACUUGCGAGACUUGAUAAAAUUGUUCAAGUAUCAUCAAAGCUGUUUCGAGAAAAUUAAGAAAAUGGAGCCGAAGAAGAGUGGAAAGAAGGUAAACGAUGACACAAUAGCCUCAACAGCUGGAGGAACCAGUCCGAAGAGUGUUGUGUUAAGGCCACAAACUGUUUUGGAUCUCGCAACGGUGCAGCGGUUGCUGAGAAUCGUCUUCGAGGAAUCCAACUCAUAUGCCACAGAAGAAGAAUUAAAUCAUCUGCGAACGGAGAAAGAUUUCAUCCAAUUCGUGCUCAAGGUUGCGUCCCAACAACUUGAGCUUCUCCGAAGUACUCCGGAAUAUUGGCAAAUAAAGCACAGUAAACGUAUUUUCGGUCAUCUCAGCGAGUGCGGCAAAAUCGUAUAUGACCGUUGUGUUAAGAAAACAAACGAAUUGUUCGGUGAAGGAAAUAUGCUUGUGGCACAAAGUGCAGUCGAAUGCUUCAAACAAUCUCUACUUUCCGCUCUGGCAGUGUACGAGAGAAAAUUUUCCGAUUUCCUGAGACUUAUCAGUUGCACUUUUGGAACCACUUUCAAGACAGAUUUGCUGAAAUCGUUGCAUGAGAUAGUCGAUAAAUAUUUCGAAGAUGGCGCGGAGUUAGAAUCGAUCGGCGAGAAAACCAUUGUCAAUUUAUUUCUAUGCCUGGAAAUUUUGUACCAAUCAAGCGCAAUUGAAGUUGAAAAUUUGGAUUUAGCUUACACUUGGAUGCAAGGUUUUUGCUCGCAGGUCAAAAUCAAGCAGAAAUCUUUGGGAGUUGUUCAUAGAAUUCUGUUCGAUUUGAGAUUGCGAACCCAAACGGGUGCUUAUUUCGAUACGGUGUCGAUGCUGAUUGAAAAAAAGUUUGGCCAAAUCGCAGAAGAAGAGGUCGCACCCAGUUUCACAUUGAAAUCCAUCAAUUCAGUAACGGUGGAGUCUGCAUUAUUUGCAUUGUGCAAUGUUACAAACCAGGAACUGGACGACGUUGAACAUUUUAUUCUGCGAACAAACAGUAUUUUGGGAAGACUGAAGAUUUAUGGUCACGGAGAAAACGAUGAGUAUCUACAUCAACUAAAAUCUAUUGAACGAUCCAUGUGCUCUCAAUUGGUUUACAUCAUGUCCGUGGCUACCCAUUUGGCCAAUACACAGCUCCCGCUUGGACCUUGCAUGGAUUCGCUUCUGAAAUUAUUGAUUAACAUUUACAGCUGUUUGACCAACUUCACCAAACACUUUCUAACGAGGGAUUCUGUUUCCGCCGUUUCCCAUGAUUCAACAAAAUUUAAUUUGGUGGUGAAAUCAUCGAAACCACUAGCCGCGAAAAUCUACGAUCUGUUCCCCUUCAUCGAAGAAAACGUUCUGGGACAAACAGAAGAGCAGAAUGAAGACGAUGAAACGGGAGAGAACCAGAAAACGAAACCCGCUAACAAUUCCAAACGGAAUCGCGAAAAAGUUCUUCGGCAGACAAAAUUCAUCCCAAAGCUAGUGUUUCGUAUUGAAAUGUUCAAUAAAUUUGUACUUCUGCUCAGCAAGAAGACCAAGAAAGAUCUCACCCAUCUGCUUCACAUGGGCACAGUGCGUGAUUUUCGUAUUAAGGAACCCGCGCUAGUGGAAGCAAUCAAAAAAGCAUACGACGGAAGGUCGAAUGAAACAAAUUCGGAAUUCGGUGAUUUAGCUGAUUUGGAAGUACCAGAAGAUGACGAUGACAGGUUGACCAGACCUACGGUGUCUUCCCUGGUUGGGGGAACGCCAUCGGUGGGUAUCGAAGAAAGUCAGCUUGACGACCCGGAAAACAAUACUGAACUGUCGGAUAUUGGGGAUGAGAAUCAAGCACUGAUAAAUCUCGCCCUGCUGAAUGAGAGGAACAAGCGAAAGUCAGCUAAAAAAAGAGCACUUACAGAUGAGGUAACCGGAAAUGCGACAGUGGGCGCUGGUCAACAAAUCAAGAAACGAAAGAUGGUAAAAAAGAAAGAUGAUUCUCCGAGAAUAAAUAAAAGGGCGUUAGAAUUGGCCAAUGAGGUUCAGAGCUUGGCACCUACGACAAGUAAAACGCUGGGUCCCAGUAGACGAGGAUCAAAAAGGCCCCAAUCAAAGGACUGACGAUUUGUAAUGUGUAUGUUUAUGUAUGUAAAAUAUAUAAAG
Messenger RNA from Toxorhynchites rutilus septentrionalis, 4633 nucleotides. RefSeq names its product Fanconi anemia group I protein (gene FANCI). The transcript has 10 exons. Bases 89 to 4591 code for a protein of 1500 amino acids. Gene Ontology annotation, molecular function: DNA polymerase binding. The record is from RefSeq and is a predicted model, not a curated record. Gene Ontology annotation, biological process: DNA repair. Lineage: Eukaryota; Metazoa; Arthropoda; Insecta; Diptera; Culicidae.